UGGCGGCUUAUUUACUUCUGUAGAUGCGAGUUGUGUUGGCUUGUUUCUCAUUUCAUUCAUGUCCAAGCUUGUUACAGAACGCACAAACUAGUUUGAAGAACAAACAAAAAUUAUGGAACCUGGCAUUGAAGCUGUCAAAACUACUGCAGACAAAACUAAGGCUGAGUUAGGAGAUAAAAAUGUCAACUCAUCUUUCACAUUCAGAAAGCCUUUCCCAGAAGUUAAAGCAGCGACCUCAGCACGGUUGGGUGGAGCAUCACAAACUUUAACGCCACAAACUACAUCAACAGAAAAAUAUGAAGACAGUAAAUCAACAAUUCAAGCGGCUAAACAAUUUCUACAAAUAGCGAAAAUAAUCAGUCGACUAGAACUUAUAGAGAAAGCUCUAUUUUCUCUUCAAGACAGCAAACAAAAGACUGAAGAUGACAUAUCAGAAAUAAAACAAUGGAGAGACAACUUGCAGACAGAAAAAAAUAAUAUGGCAGAACAAUUUUGUAAUCAACAUAAUCUUGAAAGCCUCAGACAAGAAAUAAGAGAACAAGAUGACAAAAUAAAGGAGCUGAACAAAGAAAUUGAGAGUUUAAAAGAAAAGGAAGCACAGUCAAACAAAACACUAGAAAAACUUUCUCUAAAAAUCAAAGAAUAUGAAAACAACUUAAACCCAAUAAAUCAAGAGAUUGAACUUAAGACAGACAGUCUAACACAGGAAGUUAGAAUUCAUUGCUCUCUGGUGUCUUCUAUACAAGACCAACUACAGGAAAACAUGCUACAUACAACUUGUAACUUAAAUGAGUUAUAUGCUAAGUUUGAAAAUCAAGCGAAGGAUGUUUUGAAGCUUGAAAAUCAAGUAAAGGAUGUUUUGAAGCUUGAAAAUCAAGUAAAGGAUGUUUUGAAGCUUGAAAAUCAAGUAAAGGAUGUUUUGAAGCUUGAAAAUCAAGUAAAGGAUGUUUUGAAGCUUGAAAAUCAAGUAAAGGAUGUUUUGAAGCUUGAAAAUCAAUUAAAGGAUGUUUUGAAGCUUUCAACACCUUUGAAUACAAUUAGAUCUAAAUCCCCUUCAUGUAAACCUUACAUCUGUCAACUGCACGUCGACAACAACACACCAGUAACCAGGGGAACCAUUGUUUCUACAUUCUAUAAUGUGUGGGAACGUAACGGCUGCCAUUUUAAUCAGACAACAGGCAAGCUUGUAGCACCAGAAGAUGGCAUCUAUCUCGUCAUUGCAACAUUGCUGGAGAAUGAAAAUAAACUAAUUCGAGUGAAUGUUUUAAUGGGGGAUGUGUUAUGCAAUGAAGUUUUUGUCAAGUCUGCCCUAACAUCAGUCUGUGCAUCAACUGUUGUUUCCAUGAAGAAAGGCGGAGAACUUUUCUUUCAAGUGGCUCAAGCUGAUGUAGGGGCAAGGCUACAAGGAGGAAGUGGUUUCACCAUCGUUAGAUUAUAA
Molecule: messenger RNA, 1438 nt
Organism: Physella acuta
Lineage: Eukaryota; Metazoa; Mollusca; Gastropoda; Physidae
Product: nuclease SbcCD subunit C-like
Molecular function (GO): protein binding
Source: RefSeq, a predicted model, not a curated record